UAACAGCACAUGAAGUGUUACAGGUUUUUGUCAUAGGUUGAGCAUCAAGACACGUAAAUCAGCACCUUUAUCAACACAUCAGUCUCAUCACAUGGUCCUAAACAAAGCUGCGUGAUUAUCGUCAAAGACAUGGGACACGCAAAAGAAUUUCCCCAUGGCAAGAAUUUUAAGUGCUGCCCUCACAGGGAAUAAAAGGAAAAAAAUCGGAGCCCAUUACCCCCCUUUCUCACCCUUCGGUAGAAAAGGGUGCAUUUACCGUAGCAGGGGGAGCACGAACCGCUCUCUUCCCCCACGCCUGACCGGGCCCUUUGUUGGGGCGCGGCUCUCCGGGCCCCGCCGCCGCCACGGGCCGAUUUUUGCCGCAGUCCCGCGGCCGGCGGGCCCCGCUCGGCUCCCUGCGGGCAGCGAGAGCUCCUCGGGCGGGCGGAGCGCGGCGGGCCCGGGGUGACUCCGCCGGGAGCCGCUCCGGGCCCGGCCGCCUUUGGGCUCCCGGGGGCGGGGCCGGGCGCGAGCCGGGAGCGCGCGCGGCCCCGCGGGGAGAGAGGGCGGGAAAGCGGCGGCCCGCGGGGGGAAGGGCGCGCGCAGAGCCCGCCCCGGCGCAGUCCUCAACCAGGUCGGACCCACGGCAAUAAAGGGAGGAGCAGGGGGAGAGAAGCGAUACUGAGCAGUGCUCGAUUGUAGCGGGAUCAUGUCUGGCAGGGGUAAGGGCGGCAAGGGGCUCGGCAAGGGCGGUGCUAAGCGGCACCGCAAGGUGCUCCGCGAUAACAUCCAGGGCAUCACCAAGCCGGCCAUCCGCCGCCUGGCUCGGCGCGGCGGCGUCAAGCGCAUCUCGGGGCUCAUCUACGAGGAGACGCGCGGCGUGCUGAAGGUGUUCCUGGAGAACGUGAUCCGCGACGCCGUCACCUACACGGAGCACGCCAAGAGGAAGACGGUCACCGCCAUGGACGUGGUGUACGCCCUCAAGCGCCAGGGCCGCACUCUGUACGGCUUCGGCGGCUAAACUCCAUUGAAGCUCAUACUGUCUGAAAACACCAAGGCUCUUUUCAGAGCCACCCAUAAAUCUCACAAUAAGAGCUGUUUAUUACUGGCUUAUCUGUGUCUGUUAUU
Molecule: messenger RNA, 1107 nt
Organism: Poecile atricapillus (Black-capped chickadee)
Lineage: Eukaryota; Metazoa; Chordata; Aves; Passeriformes; Paridae
Product: histone H4
Exons: 1
Coding region: 689-1000 (103 amino acids)
Biological process (GO): nucleosome assembly
Cellular component (GO): nucleosome
Molecular function (GO): structural constituent of chromatin; DNA binding; protein heterodimerization activity
Source: RefSeq, a predicted model, not a curated record